Molecule: messenger RNA, 1815 nt
Organism: Didymodactylos carnosus
Lineage: Eukaryota; Metazoa; Rotifera; Eurotatoria; Philodinida; Philodinidae
Source: the annotation of a GenBank genome assembly
AUGUUCAUUACUGUUCUCUUUUGUUUAUUCCUCUAUUUUCAUCAUAUUUCAUCAAAUGAUCGACAACAUUUUUAUCGUGAAGUAGCCGUUUAUUUCAAAGGAUCAAAAGAAAAUUUAGCUUAUAUUAUCAGAAUUCUCGGAUAUGAUCUAUUAGAUGAAAUACCGUCGGGAAGUUCUUAUUUUAUUCUACAAAAACGUUCUAUUCAUAAACGUUCAUUAUCAUCGAAUAGACAAUUGUUUAGUGAAUUAAAAAGACAUUUCAAUUAUGUUCAGUUUCAACAUUCAAUAUUACGUGUGAAACGGGAUUAUGUUGAUCGUUCAACAUCUAGAGAAAAUCAACGAAGACGUCGAGAACAUCAUUCAAAUGUAAAGCGUUCAAAAUCCAUAUUAUUACAACGAAAUUUAGAUACUCCAAGUCAGAACAAUAAUAAUAUACAAUUACGUGACAAUGAGAAGAUAACCCUACAAGUAACAGAAAAAUUAAUGAAGAUAAAAUCAAAUAGUGCUGCUGUACCACGUUUUGAUGAUCCCGAAUAUCAGAAAAUGUGGUAUUUAAACGAUCAAACAGAUAGAAAAGCACUUGAUAUGAAUAUACCAGCUGCUUGGGAUUUAGGUGUGAGUGGCAAGGGUAUUACGGUAACAAUCACAGACGAUGGAAUCGAAUAUACACAUCCUGAUUUAAAAAAUAAUUAUGAUCCAUUGUCAUCAACAGAUAUUAAUGAUCGUGAUAGUGAUCCAAUGCCGAGAUAUGAUGAAACAAACGAAAAUAAACAUGGAACUAGGUGUGCCGGUGAGGUUGCAGCUGUUGCCAACAAUAAAUUUUGUAUGGUGGGUGUGGCGUAUAAAGCACUUGUAGGUGACGGUCGAAUAACAGAUAGAACAGAAGCAGAAUCGAUUGGAUUUAAUCAACAACAUAUCAAUAUUGUUAGUGCAAGUUGGGGACCUGACGAUGAUGGACGGACUGUUGAUGGACCUGGUCGAUUAUGUUCUGCGGCUUUUCAAAAUGGAAUACUCUACGGGAGAAAUGGUAAAGGUCAGAUUUAUGUGUGGGCGGCAGGAAACGGUGGCCGUGAUAUUGACAAUUGCAAUUGCGAUGGCUAUACAAAUUCACCGUUGACAAUGUCUGUAUCGAGUGCCACUGAACAUGGUACUAGUGCCUCAGCUCCACUGGCAGCUGCUAUCGUGGCUCUAGUAUUAGAAGCAAAUCCAGAUUUAACUUGGCGUGAUAUGCAGUAUAUCGUUAUAUUAACAGCUAGACCACUCACUUUACGCGGUGAUUGGAAAACAAAUGGUAUUGGAUUAAAUGUUAGUAAUGCAUUCGGAUUUGGCAUGAUGAAUGCAGAACAAAUGGUCCGAAAAGCGAGACAAUGGAAAAGUGUACCGAAACGACGUCAUUGUAUUGUUGAAACAGAUACAAAAAAUGAAAAAAUUUCACCGUUAUCCAAAAUUAUUACGCAAAUAUGUACAAAAGCGUGCAGAAAUACCAAAGGAGAAAUUAAUUAUUUGGAACAUGUUGAAGCAGCACUAACAAUUGAAUGUAAACGUCGUGGUGACAUUAUGAUAUUUUUAACGAGUCCACACGGUACUAAUUCAACAUUACUCGAUUUAAGACGACUGGAUGAUUCAGAUAAAGGAUUUACACAAUGGCCAUUUAUGACUGUGCAUAACUGGGGUGAACAGCCACAAGGUUGUUGGAAAUUAGAAAUUGCUAAUACUGGUAUGGGCGAGGCCGAGUUAAAUUAUUUUACAUUGUAUUUGCAUGGCGUAAAGCCAAAAGAUCCAUUGAAUUAUAAAGAAACAGAGGAUGCUGUAUGA